Molecule: messenger RNA, 1797 nt
Organism: Candidula unifasciata
Lineage: Eukaryota; Metazoa; Mollusca; Gastropoda; Stylommatophora; Geomitridae
Source: the annotation of a GenBank genome assembly
AUGAUAGAUAUGGUUCUUACAAAUCAGAAUGCAUGUGAAAUUUUGGGACUUCCUUUAGACCCUGAUAUUAAUUCCGUCUCAACAAGAUACAAGCAGUUAGCCAUCAGGUGGCACCCAGAGAAACACAAGUUUUCUGCUGAAUCUGUUAAGAAAUUCAAACAAGUAAGCCUUGCAUAUAGAAAACUCACAUCCCCAGAGUUUAACCAAGAUUUAAAUAUGAAUGAGUGUUUAUCAAUCUUCCAGCAAGUCGUGUUUAAAAGAUCAGGAAACAAUAAUGUAGUAUAUGACCAGUCUGAUUCCAGUGAUGAUAGUGAUGAUGAUGAUGACGACUCUGAGGAUUCAGACAGCCAACUUCCAAAUGACCGUUUGCACAAAAAGGAUUCCAGCUCAAAUUAUGCAAGGUCAGAGAACUGUCCAAAGGAUAUGACAGAUGAAGAAAGGGAGCGCCGAAGGGCAGAAAAACGUAGAGCCAAGAAAAAAAGACAGAGGGAAAGAAAACGACUUGAGAAGGAACAGAAGUCAAAUGGCACAAGUAAAAGCAAAAAGGAGAAAAAGUCAUUGUGUCAUGAAACAACAGCUGUUGUACAAGAAUCUUCUUCAUCAGAGGAUGACACAUUGUUUGAUCCAAAGUCUGCGUUCUUCACCAAAGUUCUGAGUAAGAAGAGAAAGAAUGGGCCAGGAGGAGAUCAGCUUCAGUUAGGAACCAAGGAGCAGCCUGAGGACAAACGCAGUGAUGAUGAGAUCAGAAAUACAGAGGAAGCUAUUGAUCCCAAGGUUCUUCGUAGCAGGCAGCUAGCAAUUCGUGGAAAUGAAAUGGCUCAAGUUGAAGAAUACACAGCAGCUAUACAAUUGUUUACUGAAGCAAUUAAUUUAGACCAAACAGAUUUUCGGUUUUUUGGAAAUAGAUCUUACUGUUAUGAUAGGAUAGAACAAUAUGAUAGAGCCUUGAGAGAUGCAGAACGGGCAAUAAAAUUAGACAAGGAAUGGCCUAAAGGGUACUUCAGGCAAGGGAGAGCAUUAGCUGGUUUAAAAAUGUAUGUUGAAGCAGAGACAGCUUUCAUGCAGGUUUUAAAACUAGAUAAGAAUUGUGAUGAUGCUCAUGCGGAACUGCUGAGAGUAAAAACUCAUCAGUUAAUGGACAUGGGGUUUUCACAGUCACAGUCUGAAGCAGCUAUUAAAAAAUAUGGAACUGUACAGACAGCCUUAGAUUCACUCCUAGCUGGUGUCGACUCCUCCUUGAAUGAUCUGUACAUAUCUGACGAUGACGAUGAUGGCUUUCAUGUACACAGACCUGCACCAAUACCACCACCUGUCUUACAUCCCACUGAUACAAAAAUGGACCCGACAAAUCCUGAAGGGUUGACAGCUCUGUGGGUUGGAAAUGUUUUACCUACGGUUACAGAAAAGAAGUUGACUUUAUUAUUCUCAAAGUAUGGUCAGGUGACAAGUAUACGACUGCUACCUGAAAAAUAUUGUGCUUUCGUCAAUUUUAAGACCAAAGAAGCUGCUGGCAGGGCCAUGCAUCAACUGCAGGGAAUGGAGGUGGAAGGUCAAAAAUUACUUAUAAAAUUUCCAGAUAACCCACUGGCCAGUAAUCCUACCAACUUAACUUUACGAAAAAAUCUGACCAACGGGAAUGCAAAGCAAGGGGUUAGAAACAUACCAAAACAGACAGGUCCAGUGAACGGGGACGAGUGCUACUUCUGGAGAACUACAGGCUGCACAUUUGGAGGUGAAUGUAAAUGGCAACAUUAUCCUAAAAGUAAAGGAAUUGACAAGAAACCAUGGCAAAAAUAG